AUGGCACCUAUACCUCGGGGCUCCCUUCCGCGGAUCAUCUUAUACCACCAGACCGUCAACGACCCAGAGGGAAAGCCAAUCUCGAUUUUACCUCUGAUCACGCGGUCCGACAUCGCUGUGACGCACCUAAUCGUUGCGGCAAUACAUAUCAAUGAAGACCCCAGUGCGAUAACACUCAAUGACCACCACCCCUCGGAUCCCCGGUUCGCCACGCUGUGGGCAGAACUGCGCAUAGCCCAGGCCAGUGGUGUAAUGGUGUUGGGAAUGCUAGGCGGCGCCGCAAAGGGCUCCUACGCGCGGCUCGACGGAGAUGAAGCCACGUUCGAGGAGUACUACGGCCCAGUCCACAACCUCAUACGAGAAAGGGGGCUGAACGGCCUUGAUCUUGAUGUCGAGGAGCACAUGUCUCUAGGAGGGGUCAUUCGACUGAUAGACAGGCUCCGUGCAGAUUUCGGUCCUCACUUCCUCAUCACCCUGGCGCCGGUCGCCGCUGCGCUCCUGGACCCUCGGCGGAACCUCAGCGGCUUCGACUACGAGGCGCUGGAGGUGAUGCGGGGCAAGGAGAUCGCGUGGUACAACGCGCAGUUCUACUGCGGCUGGGGCGACGCCAGCAAUCCUUUGAUGUACGAAAUGUGCAUUGGUAAGGGAUGGAGCCCGGAGAAAGUGGUGAUGGGACUUGUCACGACACCGGAGAACGGCCCGGGUUGGGUGCCUUGGCAAAUACUCGGCCGGAAUCUCACCUUGCUGAAACAACGAUUUGCCAACUUUGGCGGUGUCAUGGGAUGGGAAUAUUUCAACAGCUCUCCGGGCGGCAAAGAGAAGCCCUGGGAGUGGGCUCAGCGGAUGACACAGCUGCUGAGAGACGAUGCAAGUUCUGAGGUUCUCCGGGAGAUUGAUGCCAGCGUUGAUAGGCACAAUCAGCCAGAAAUCACAAAGGCAGAGGCCUUGGCGCUUGAGGCAGACCCGGAUGUUAAGUCGUCGGCGCAGGGACCUCCAGUUCCUGCUGAGUUCCAGUAUUACUCAGACAGCUCCAGCGGGGAGGAGUGA
Molecule: messenger RNA, 1047 nt
Organism: Neoarthrinium moseri
Lineage: Eukaryota; Fungi; Ascomycota; Sordariomycetes; Amphisphaeriales; Apiosporaceae
Exons: 1
Coding region: 1-1047 (348 amino acids)
Biological process (GO): carbohydrate metabolic process
Cellular component (GO): extracellular region
Molecular function (GO): chitinase activity
Source: RefSeq, a predicted model, not a curated record